Messenger RNA from Xiphophorus maculatus (southern platyfish), 6555 nucleotides. RefSeq names its product 1-phosphatidylinositol 4,5-bisphosphate phosphodiesterase beta-3-like (gene plcb3). The record is from RefSeq and is a predicted model, not a curated record. Bases 435 to 4049 code for a protein of 1204 amino acids. Gene Ontology annotation, biological process: phosphatidylinositol-mediated signaling; lipid catabolic process. Gene Ontology annotation, molecular function: calcium ion binding; calmodulin binding; phosphatidylinositol-4,5-bisphosphate phospholipase C activity. Lineage: Eukaryota; Metazoa; Chordata; Actinopteri; Cyprinodontiformes; Poeciliidae. The transcript has 34 exons.
CAUGCUGGUAGGAGAGGAGGAGGAGAGAAGAAGAAGAAACGCCUCAGAGGCGACAAGAGAGUAAGGAAGCGGGGAAAGUUGUGAGAGGCGACCAGAUGGACCGGAGGAGGAAACACGGGUCUCCAAUGCGCUUUUAGGAGGGAUCAAUAAACAAAUAGAUGAAUCAAAGCUGGUGAUUGAAAGAAGACAGGGCGCGUCACCGCGGGUGCGUGGACGCGGACGUUAACAAGACAGCAGCGGCUGUGGGUCCCGUCUCCGUGUGGAUCUGGCUCCUCAUGCGCCGCGGCAACUUUUAGGGGGCCUCCGAGAGGAAAAAAGGAGGCGAAGAAGAAGCUUUGGAGGAAGGAAGAAGCUGAUCGAUAAGCUCCCGGGGAGUCCCGCGAGCGCAAGCCGGGGUUUAAGGCGUUGGCACCCGGGCAGGGGAGUCCCUCGUCAUGGCCGGGGCCAAGCCGGGAGUCCACGCUUUGCAGCUGAAACCCGUGAUCGUCCACGAAGAGCUGAAGAAGGGGAGCAAGUUCAUCAGAUGGGAAGAGGAUUCCACCAACGCUACACCCGUCCUGGGGACCCUGAAAGUCGACGAAAACGGGUUUUACCUGACGUGGAUAGCAGGGGGCCAACAGGAGACCGAAAUCAUCGACAUGUGGACAAUCUGUGACACAAGAAAAGGAAAGUACGCCAAGUCACCGAAGGAUCCUAAGUUACGGGAGAAGCUGUCCUAUGAAAAAGAGGGGUUGGAAUCCAAGCUGCUGACCAUCGUCUAUGGAGUAGACAUGGUGAACGUCUCAUUCAUGUGUUUGUUGGGUUUGGAUGAGAAAACCACACAGAUUUGGACAGAUGAGCUCUUCGACCUGGCGACCAACAUACUGUCCAGGAAUUCAUCGAGGAUCAGGCACCUUUACAAAGCGUACACUAAACUAAAGCUUCAUGGGAAUUCGGAUGGGAGGAUCCCUAUGAAGCACUUUAUGAAGUUGUUUUCUGAUAAGAAGAGGGUGGAGACUGCAAUGGAGCAGUGUAACCUAAACAACAACAAGUCUGAAAGUAUAAAAACUGAGGAUUUGACGUGGGAGGUUUUUCUAAAGUUCCUCGACAACUUGUGUAUCCGACCCGAACUGCAGAGCAUCUUUGAGGAAUGUGGUGCUCGGAGGAAACCGUUCAUCUCUCUCGACCAGUUCCUGGAAUUCCUCAACGACAAGCAGCGGGACUCCAGGCUGAACGAGGUGCUGUACCCCCCCCUGAAACGAGAUCAGGUCCGACAGGUCAUGGAGAAAUUUGAGAGCAACCUCAGCCAGCUGGAGAGAGACCAGCUCAGUUUGCAGGGUUUCAGUCGAUUCCUCAACAGUGAGGAAAACAAUAGCUUACCUCUAGAAAACCUUGACCUCUUUGAUGACAUGACCCAUCCGCUGGCUCACUACUUUAUAAACUCCUCUCACAACACAUACCUCACAGUGGGUCAGCUGACGGGCGCGUCAUCGGUGGAGAUGUACAGGCAGGUGCUGCUCACUGGCUGCCGCUGCAUUGAGCUGGACUGCUGGAAGGGCAAACCCCCAGACGAGGAGCCCUACAUCACCCACGGGUUCACCAUGACCACUGAGAUCCCAUUUAAGGAGGUGAUUGAAGCGAUAGCAGAAACCGCUUUCAAGGCUUCCCCUUACCCUCUCAUCCUGUCUUUUGAAAACCACGUCGACUCACCUAAGCAGCAGGCCAAGAUGGCAGAGUACUGCAGGACGAUUUUUGGGGACGCCUUGCUCAUUGAUCCACUGGAUAAAUAUCCGCUGGAACAAAAUAUCCCUCUUCCCUCACCACAAGAACUGAUGGGAAAGAUCCUGAUCAAAAACAAGAAGAAGCCUCACCUUGAGAAGACAACCGUACGGCGCAAAGAUCCCGUCCUGACCCAGCCGUCGCCCUCCCGUGAUUCCCCCCUCGCAGACACAGAGGGACAGAAGAUCCUGUCCAACGGCGAGCAAAAGCAGGCUGAGAAGAUGGCCAAAGACCCUGGGCAACGAGGAGAAGGAGAAAGUGAGGAGGAAGAGGACAAUGAGCCGCUGCCAGAGGGGAAAAAGGCCGCCAGUGAAGAGGGUACAGCCCUAAACGAAGUGUCCGCCACUGAGGAGAUGUCCAAUCUUGUCAACUACGUCCAGCCUGUUAAAUUCAAGGGCUUUGACAAUGCAUUGAGGAGGAGAAGGCACUAUGAGAUGUCUUCAUUUGUGGAAACCAAAGCCAUAGAAAUCCUGAAAACCUUCCCCUUUGAGUGUCUUACGUACAAUAAGAAGCAGAUGAGCCGGAUCUACCCCAAAGGAACGAGGGUAGACAGCUCUAACUACAUGCCUCAGCUCUUCUGGAACAUCGGAUGCCAGAUGGUGGCACUGAACUUUCAGACUCUUGACCUCCCUAUGCAGCUGAACAUGGGCGUAUUUGAGUAUAAUGGCCACAGCGGCUACCUGCUGAAGCCAGAGAUCAUGACGAGGGGGGACAAACAGUUUGACCCCUUUACGGAAGAAAUAGUGGAUGGGAUUGUUGCCAAUACAGUAACAAUUCGGAUAAUCUCAGGUCAGUUCCUGACAGAUAAAAAGGUUGGUGUAUAUGUGGAGGUCGACCUGUUUGGACUUCCACAAGAUACAAAGAGGAGGUGCAAAACCAAGACCUCCAAUGGGAACUCCAUGGACCCCGUGUGGGAAGAUGAGCGCUUUGUCUUCUACAAGGUGAUUCUCCCCUCACUGGCGUCUCUGAGGAUAUCUGCAUUUGAAGAAAACGGCAGGUUCAUCGGACACCGAAUUCUCCCAGUAUCUUCCCUCAAACGCGGCUACCGCUACAUCAACCUGAGGACUGAGUUUAACCAGCCACUAUUAGUGGCCUCUCUGCUGGUUUACACUGAAGCUAAGGACUAUGUCCCUAAUCAACACAUGGAAUACAUCGAGGCCCUGACCAACCCCAUCAAGCACAUCAACCAGUUGGACGCAAGAGAAAUGCAGCUUGCUGCUCUCUUGGAGGAAGCUGAGUCUGAAGACGAAUCCAGUGAGUCGCAGGAUAUUCCAGAUUCACUCCCUUCCCCUGAGCCGCCGCUUCCCAGCAGUCCUUUUGAAGAGACUCCUGACUGGCUUCCUCCACCAGUGCAAAGUCCUGCGGAGGAGGAUUUCAUAGUAGCCAUAGUCACAGAUGUCCCAAGUUUGUCUCUGGAGGAACUGAAGCAGAAUAAGAAUCUCACCAAGCUGAGAAAGAAACAAAUUAAAGACUUCAAUGAGCUGCAAAAGAAAAACCAAAAGAAGAUUCAGUCUGAAAGUCAAAAGAAGCGCACCACCAUUGAGAAAAACUUCAAGCGUAGCAUCAAGAAAGGUGAUUCCCAGGACAAGAUUGGAGACCUGGAGAAGCAGAAGGCCCAGCUCUGGGAGAAUAACAUGCAGGAGCUGCUGGAACUGCGACAGGGCCUUUAUCUGCAGGAAAAACAGAUGCAACUGCAGCACCUGGCAGAGGAGCACGAGAAGCUAAAACUGACGGUGACUGAAUAUCAAGAACUUCACACCAAGAAGCUCACAGACAUUUGCAGCAAGGAGAAGAAGGAGAUCCAAAAGGUCCUGGAAAGGAAGCGAAUACAGAGCCUUUUAGAAGCAAAGAAGAAAGAUCCUGACUUGAAAUUAUCUGAUUUCAACAAGAAACACAUAAACGAUUGUGUAGAGAUUUUUCGCAAGCUUGAGAAGUUGCAAAGCAUGAGAAAAGAGAAGUUCUUACUGAAGCAUCUGGAAAUGACGCAGCAGAUGGAAAGUCUGCUUACACAGCUUGAGUCGCAGCUGAAUGAAAAACUGGAGGAGGAGUACAGUCAGCUGCCGAGAGAGAUCAGUCAGCACCUUCCUUCGGACCUACAAAACAAAGGCGCCUGUAUGGGCUCCCCGUUGUCGGCUGUGCCCAAUCACAGCAGCCCCACCUCUGGCACGCCCUCCAACUGCUCCACGCCCUGGUUCCCGAGAUCGCUGGACAACAAUCAGGGCUCGCUGCAGGACUCCACGUCCUCCUCCACUACUCCUGCCCCGUCGGAGUCAGAACUUUCCUUCAACUAGACUUUUACAUUUUACAGAGAGAGAGAAAAAGACCGGGGUCGAACUUGAUCAUGUGUGGGGUAUAAAUGAUUAUGGAUUAUCUACUAAUUUUAUUCUUUUUUUAAAAGAAAUCACUGUUUUGUCCUUGUCUACAGAGCUGUAUUUUUUAUUUCGCUGUUUUUGACAAAUUUGUUAUUGAAAUCUUCAUUAGCGUCAUAAUCAAACCUUUCUUUUUUACACAUUUAAAACGAUGUUCUUGUUGAUUUAACCGUCUCUUUUAAUUUUUGUAUUCCUCCGUCUUGCAGCCAGUCAGAUUUGCUGCAUUAUGGCGACCCAGGGAAGCUGAAACUUAGUGUUUCAAACAUCUUUAACCUCUUUUUUAUACACAUAUUUUUCUGGAAAGCUUUAAAUUGUGUUGAACAAAGCAGCAUUUGACAUCUUACUGGUUCAGAUGUUAUCACCAUGGAUAGUUUUUAGACCCAAAUAUGUAAAAAAAUAUUCAAGCUAAAAUUAAGGGAUUUCUAUUUUUUAAUGGUUUUAAAUCUGAAUUUUUUUUUUACUGUAAUAGCAGAACCUGACCACUAGAUGGUGAUAGAGGCUUACCCUCUUCCUUCCUGCGGGAAUAUUCAGCACUCCAUGACCAUCUUCACCACAAUCUGCAGCCUAAUUGAUCGUCUUUCUGUUUUUAUUUUCUCUCUGAAUGGAAAUAUGUUUAAUCUGAAUGUUUUUAUCUCCUGUGUGUGCCAUGGCAGCCUGGAGGAGGACGUUACCUAAAUUAGCAGGACUACUGUGGAAUAAGCUGCACUAUGACAUCUUAAUGUAACUGAGACUCUGUUUCCAUCCUGCGGAUGUUGUUGUUGUUGUUUUAAGGCUGAUUUAACUCUUAAUUCCAUAACCUCGAUGCUUUAAAGCCGACAUAAGAAAAGUUUUAUGUAGAUUUUAUUUCUCCUAAAUGUUCCCCUAAUUAACUGUGGGACACAAAGUUAAUGGUACGUUGGGUCUGCUUCUACCAAAGCUUCCAGUUUUUCUGUAUUAUUUUUGUGAGUAUUUCCUCUUUGUCCACUCUGACUGGUGAAAUGAUGGUACUAUGUAUAGAUGAUCUGUGUAUAUGUGUAGCUGUACAUGAGUUUUACUACUGACUACUAAUGUUGGUGGGUGAUGGAGGUUAAAUUGGGGUGAGGGAAGAACCAAAACGAGUCUAAUUUUAUUUUUUUGGUUUUAUUUUUUUAAUAUUUAGGAAAUCCUGUUUGCUUUUUAUGAGCACUGGCUGCCUUCGUUUCUUCAUGACUCCUGUAAUUACAUAUCUGAUUGAGCGGAUUGUUGGCAUGGAUUCUUUGGAGGAAUGGGUUUACAUGGACCCUGCGUGAUGCGUUCAUUCAGCGGUUCUGACAUAUCCACACAGCUGCUAAACCUCCAGGUGUUUGGGGCUUAAAACACUGAGACUGUUAUAAAUCAGUUUUCUACCAUUAAUGUCACUGGAAUCCUAACCAAGUCAACGGAAAAUCAAAUGAAUCGGUUUUCUAAAAACAAUAGUUUGUUUUAAUUUAAUUAUAAAAUUACACCAUUAUAACUUUUUCAGACGACCACAUGGAUUUAAAAAAUAUUUUCCAUCUCCGUUUCAUCCAGUGAAGUCUUUCUUUUGUUGACUUGGAUGCAGGAUUGGACUUGAUGUAAAGUUGAAGAUACUAAUCAAUCAUCUCCAUCUUGAAGGUUUUGAGGCAGGACUUACUAGAACUUGGAUUUCCUUCACUUUGGCUAAAAUCAGACCCGUUUGAAGCGAUGUAAGCCCACAGCAUGCUGCAGCCACCACCCUGCUUCAUUGUAAUUGGUGACAUGAAUUUGUUUCUUUGCAAAACAAACAUUUUAGAGCUGUUUAUAGUUGGAUAUAUCUGGAUAUUUUGUUCAGAAGAAAAUGGAUCUGUUUCUCAACUCUUUAGUACAAAAAUAAGGAGAUUGCAUGGGUUCAUGUGAAAUUACUGCUGCUCCUCUUAACAGAUUUGUUAAAUUUUUAGUUGAUUUAUGCAAGAUGAAGGUGGGAAACAUCAUUGUCUCAAUGUUUUCAAGUCCUAAACACUGGAAUUGUAACAAGAAUUCAACAAGGAGCUACUGUUUACGUUCAGGGUUUUUUUUCUGUACAAUUCCAGUUUGCUCCUUUUUUUAACCUGUCAUAGCAGCUUUCACCUGCAGGGGUCAGUGUUUCCUUUGAAUGAAACCUCUUGAGCUUUACAGAUGAACAGAUGAUGAUUGUCAACGCUCUGCUCUGGACUCACAUGUGUGACUGUCAGCAUUCUAAACCAAAAAUGCCAACACAUUCCUCUCAGUCCGUUCGGAAAUGGAGCGUGGUUUAAAGUCAUCUUUCUGUUCUUUGGUGCGGACAGGAUUAUCAGGUACUCGCUCGUUUCGCUGUGGUUAAAAAGCACUUUUGGAUGUUUGUGAAACAUGUUCCCAAGAUGCAGGUUUCAUUGCAGUUACACCUGCUCCUUGUGCAAAGUAUCUGUAGCCUCCUGAAUACAUUUUAAGGAACUGA